Molecule: messenger RNA, 807 nt
Organism: Sphenostylis stenocarpa
Lineage: Eukaryota; Viridiplantae; Streptophyta; Magnoliopsida; Fabales; Fabaceae
Source: the annotation of a GenBank genome assembly
AUGGUGAAGGCCGAAUUCUUGCACCCUGUAGGGGUUAACUACCUCUUCGCGCCCUGGAUUUCGUGGCUUCUCUUGCUUCAAUCGGCGCCAUUCGUCGCGCCGAAAACCGCCUUGUACCUGGUUCUGUGGUGGGUGUUUGCGGUGCUUGACGUGAAGAUCUACGGGCAGUGGUUGACGAAGGGGAAGAGGCUUUUAUCCUCUGCGGCGGCGAACCCCACGAGCCAGAUGUCGGUGAUAGGGAACUUGGUGGGGGCACAGGCUGCGGCGCACAUGGGGUGGAACGAGUGUGCGCUGUGGUUUUUUUCGGUGGGGAUGGUGCAUUACGUGGUGCUGCUUGUUACGCUUUAUCAGCGAUUAUCGAAUGGAGAUGGGGUUCCGGUGUUGUUGAGGCCGGUUUUCUUCUUGUUCUUUGCAGCGCCCAGCGUCGCAAGCUUGGCUUGGGAAUCCAUUGUUGGAACCUUUGAUACUGCUUCCAAGAUUCUCUUCUUUCUCUCCCUCUUCCUCUUCGCCUCACUGGUUUGCAGGCCAACCCUGUUCAGGAGAUCAAUGAGAAGGUUCAAUGUUUCAUGGGGGGCUUACUCCUUUCCCAUUACAGCACUUGCUCUUGUUUCGACGGAUUAUGCAGAACAAGUCAAAGGAACUUUUUCGCACAUCCUAAUGCUCCUUCUGCUGGCUCUUUCAGUUCUUGUCUCUCUUGCUCUUACGUUCUUUACUCUCCUCAACUCUAACAUGCUUCUACCCGAUAACGAUCCUAUUAUUGCAAGCUUCUUCGUUAACCCAUCUGUUACCAACAUAAAUUAUCACUAG